GACUGGGCAUGCUCAGAAGCCAGGGCUGGCUUUGGUCUCAAGUAGGAAGCUUUUGCACUCGGGAGGCAGCGACGACUUUGGGGAAAGUUGAUCCGAGAGGGGAGGAAGCCCCAAGACGCGGAGCAGCGGCAGGAAGGAGCCCCCGGCAGCCCGGAGGAGCAUGGGCACCCUGCGGGAUUUACAGUACGCGCUCCAGGAGAAGAUCGAGGAGCUGAGGCAGCGGGAUGCUCUCAUCGACGAGCUGGAGCUGGAGUUGGAUCAGAAGGACGAACUGAUCCAGAAGCUGCAGAACGAGCUGGACAAGUACCGCUCGGUGAUCCGACCAGCCACCCAGCAAGCGCAGAAGCAGAGCGCCAGCACCUUGCAGGGCGAGCCGCGCACCAAGCGGCAGGCGAUCUCCGCGGAGCCCACCGCCUUCGACAUCCAGGAUCUCAGCCAUGUGACCCUGCCCUUCUACCCCAAGAGCCCACAGUCCAAGGAUCUUAUAAAGGAAGCAAUCCUCGACAAUGACUUCAUGAAGAACUUGGAGCUGUCCCAGAUCCAGGAGAUUGUGGAUUGUAUGUACCCGGUGGAGUAUGGCAAAGACAGUUGCAUCAUCAAAGAAGGAGACGUGGGGUCGCUGGUGUAUGUCAUGGAAGAUGGGAAGGUUGAAGUUACUAAAGAAGGUGUUAAGUUGUGCACCAUGGGCCCAGGAAAAGUGUUCGGGGAGUUAGCUAUUCUUUACAACUGUACCCGGACCGCGACCGUCAAGACUCUUGUAAAUGUGAAGCUCUGGGCCAUCGACCGACAAUGUUUUCAGACGAUAAUGAUGAGGACAGGACUCAUCAAGCACACGGAGUACAUGGAAUUUUUAAAAAGCGUUCCAACAUUCCAGAGCCUUCCUGAAGAGAUCCUUAGCAAGCUUGCUGAUGUCCUUGAAGAGACCCACUAUGAAAAUGGGGAAUAUAUUAUCAGGCAGGGUGCAAGAGGAGAUACCUUCUUUAUCAUCAGCAAGGGAAAGGUAAAUGUCACUCGUGAAGACUCACCAAGUGAAGACCCCAUCUUUCUUAGAACUUUAGGAAAAGGAGACUGGUUUGGGGAGAAAGCCUUGCAGGGGGAAGAUGUGAGAACAGCAAACGUAAUUGCCGCCGAAGCUGUGACCUGCCUUGUGAUUGACAGAGACUCUUUCAAGCAUUUGAUUGGAGGGCUGGAUGACGUUUCUAAUAAAGCGUAUGAGGAUGCUGAAGCUAAAGCAAAAUAUGAAGCUGAAGCUGCUUUCUUCGCCAACCUGAAGCUGUCUGAUUUCAACAUCAUUGAUACCCUUGGAGUUGGAGGUUUCGGACGAGUAGAACUGGUCCAGUUGAAAAGUGAAGAAUCCAAAACAUUUGCAAUGAAGAUCCUCAAAAAACGGCACAUUGUAGACACAAGACAGCAGGAACACAUCCGCUCCGAGAAGCAGAUCAUGCAGGGGGCUCAUUCCGAUUUCAUAGUGAGACUGUACAGAACAUUUAAGGACAGCAAAUAUCUGUAUAUGCUGAUGGAAGCUUGCCUAGGUGGAGAGCUCUGGACCAUUCUCAGGGAUAGAGGUUCGUUUGAAGAUUCUACAACCAGAUUUUACACAGCAUGUGUGGUAGAAGCUUUUGCCUAUCUGCAUUCCAAAGGAAUUAUUUACAGGGACCUCAAGCCAGAAAAUCUCAUCCUAGAUCACCGAGGUUACGCCAAACUGGUUGAUUUUGGCUUUGCAAAGAAAAUAGGGUUUGGAAAGAAAACAUGGACUUUUUGUGGAACUCCAGAGUAUGUCGCCCCAGAGAUCAUCCUGAACAAAGGACAUGACAUUUCAGCUGACUAUUGGUCCCUGGGAAUCCUAAUGUAUGAACUUCUGACUGGCAGCCCACCUUUCUCAGGCCCAGAUCCCAUGAAGACCUAUAACAUCAUCUUGAGGGGGAUUGAUAUGAUAGAAUUUCCAAAGAAGAUUGCCAAAAAUGCUGCUAACCUAAUUAAAAAACUAUGCAGGGACAACCCGUCAGAAAGAUUAGGGAAUUUGAAAAAUGGAGUCAAAGACAUUCAAAAGCACAAAUGGUUUGAGGGCUUUAAUUGGGAAGGCUUAAGAAAAGGCACCUUGACGCCUCCUAUAAUACCCAGUGUUGCGUCGCCCACAGACACAAGCAAUUUUGACAGUUUCCCUGAGGACAACGAUGAACCACCGCCUGACGACAACUCAGGAUGGGACAUAGACUUCUAAUGUAUUUCUCUUACCUGCUUCUGCCUUGCUGAAGACAGCUUUUUCUGAGACACAGCUGCCAGCAAACCUGAGGGAAAGAGAGAAGAUUAGUGCUCGGGGUCACCAUGAUGCCUUUGAUCGAUGCUGCUCCAGUAACUACAGUGGCAUUAGGACUUAUCGCUUAGAUGACAAUAGUGCUCUUUACAUGUUUUCUGUUUGAACCUAAAAUAGCAGUUGACAUGGUGGUCCUGAAGCAAAGCCUUUCACCAGUAAAGAGAUGUUUUCUAUUGUUGCAAUGAUCUUGCUUUGCUCUGAUUAUAAUUUGAAAGGCUGUAGGAAACACUUCAAUCUAGUAAAAGAGGUUGUACCUUGCUAGAAUAUUCAAGGAGAAGAAAGAAUAAUAUAUUGGGUACGAUAGAUUACUAUGGUACAGAAACUGGGCGAUUCCCUUUUUUCAAGUGCAGGUGGCGGGAUCUGUUACUGCAAGCCGGUCUAUAUACCGCACAAAAGAGGACCACACAUCCGAUGGUCACAGAGUUCAUGUCAAACCAGUGCUAGAAGUUUUACCAUUUUAUUUCCCAGUAGUGCUGAGGACAAGACUGAAUGUUACCUUUUCUUUCUGACAGAUUUUAAAAAUUGAUAUGAUAAAAGCACAACUGCUGUGGAUUCUGCUGAGACCUCUUCUAGCAGGUAGAUCUGUGUUCUUCACAGAGGAUUGAGAAAUAAUGCAUGAGAUUUUGUUUUUGAUAAAUUGGCAUGACAGAGUGGGGGAAAAAAGCAAUUCACAAAACCAUUUCAUUUAAAAAAAUAUAUUCUGUCAAAGAUGGGUCCUGGAAGUAAAUGACUAGCAGCCAAUUGGUUUUAUUUAUUACCUAACAUACCCUCAAACUGAGGCUUAAAGUAUUCCCUUUUAUAAAAAUAAACCCUUGGGGUGGAGUGGGGUUGGGAGGGAUUAAAACUGAUCCAAAAAAUAAGUUAAAAACUAUAUAGGUGCUAUGUAUAUCUUUCAUCUGUAAAUGUCAGUGUCCGAACAGACAACACAAAUUCUAAUCAUUACAUGUGUAGCCAGAGACUCAAGCAUUUCCACCAAAUUUAUUAAAUCAAACUCCUGUCAGAUUUCACUUAGACAACACCUUCUAGGGUUGAGGGACAAAGGUGAUUAAAAAGUUAUUUAAACCAGCUUCUUGUCUUAGGCCUGAACCAAAAAACACCAAAUUCAAAUUUAAAAAUGAAG
This is a messenger RNA of Otolemur garnettii (small-eared galago), 3434 nucleotides long. It is a transcript of the gene PRKG1, whose product is annotated as protein kinase, cGMP-dependent, type I. The transcript is spliced from 18 exons. The record is from RefSeq and is a predicted model, not a curated record. Bases 161 to 2221 code for a protein of 686 amino acids. Gene Ontology annotation, biological process: protein phosphorylation. Gene Ontology annotation, molecular function: ATP binding; cGMP-dependent protein kinase activity. NCBI's taxonomy places the organism in Eukaryota, Metazoa, Chordata, Mammalia, Primates, Galagidae.